Messenger RNA from Penicillium bovifimosum, 1062 nucleotides. RefSeq names its product inositol monophosphatase family protein. The transcript has a single exon. NCBI's taxonomy places the organism in Eukaryota, Fungi, Ascomycota, Eurotiomycetes, Eurotiales, Aspergillaceae. Gene Ontology annotation, molecular function: 3'(2'),5'-bisphosphate nucleotidase activity. The record is from RefSeq and is a predicted model, not a curated record. Bases 1 to 1062 code for a protein of 353 amino acids. Gene Ontology annotation, biological process: sulfate assimilation.
AUGAGCUCCUCCACUCCCUACGCCAAAGAGCUGCAGCUCGCCAACCUCGCAGUUCAACGAGCAGCGCUUCUAACGAAAGAGCUCCUUUCAGCAGUCGAUAAAGGCGCCCUCGAUAAAAGCGAUGCCUCCCCCGUGACAAUUGCCGAUUUCGCAGCCCAAGCAUCCAUCAUCGCUGCCAUCCACAACGUCUUCCCAGACGACGACAUUGUCGGUGAAGAAGAUGCCACAGCCCUCCGCUCCAACCCCGAACUCCUCGAAAGAGCCUGGGAACUAGCAACCAGCACUCACCUCAACGAUCCCGAAAGCGAAGCCCUCCUCCAUACUCCAAGCACCCGCGACGAGUUCCUCGACCUAAUUGACCUCGGCGCAAAGGGCUCCUGCACCCCCACCAGCAGGACCUGGACUCUGGACCCCGUAGACGGGACAGCCACAUACAUCAGCGGCGGGCAAUACGCCGUCUGCCUCUCGCUCAUCGAGAAUGGUGUCCAGAAAAUCGGCAUCCUCGGCUGCCCGAACCUCCUACUGUCAGGGCCCGUCACAGAAGAUCGCGUCGAUCGCGACGGUUUCGGUCAGAUGAUCUCUGCGGAAGCCGGACAAGGCGUGACCAUCAGACCCAUGGGUCCGGGGGCUUUGCUGCCGGCGCGGCCGCUCGAGCAAGUUCCGCAGGUUGGAGAGGCGGACGUGCGGUUCAUUGAUACGCGCACGGCGCAGACGCAGGAUCUCGAGGCUCAUGGUCGUGUUGCGGCUGCGCUGGGCUGUCCGUGGCCGAACCCGGUGGAUCUAUGGUCUGCGCAGAUGCGGUAUGCUGCUAUUGCGGUGCAGGGUGGCUGUAAUGCUUUUGUGAAGGUGCCGCUGAGCGAUGAGUAUCGCUCGAAGAUCUGGGACCAUGCGGGUGGUAUGCUUAUUGUGCAGGAACUGGGGUGUCUCGUUACGGAUCUGGAGGGGCAACCGGUUGAUUGUGCGCAGGGCCGUACGUUGGCUAGGUGUCAUGGUAUGGUCGUUGGGCCGGCUUCGGUUCAUAGGAAGUUACUGGAGGCUGUGAGACAGGCGCGGGGGUUGUAG